GAAGACGCGUCGGCUGAGAGGAAGAGAGACGACGACACAAGGAAAGAAAAAGAGGGGGCGGGACGUUUCUUUUUUCCAACUCUUUCUUCUUCUUCGUCCGUCUCUUCCUCUUCUCUCCGUGAACAUGGAGACGCCUUCCAUCUCCACCGUCAACCCGCAAGCAGUUGAAGACAUGAUUAGCUCAACCGCGGAUAUUUCCAAACCGCAACCGCAGCCGCCGUCACAUGAAGUUGAUUCUUCACCAGUUGCUGUAUCUUCCGAUGGUGGUGUUGUUGUCGUCUCGGAGAUACCGUCAGAUGAUGGUUUAGAUCACGAGAGAAACAUCGGCGAGGAUCGCGAUCAUCCUGUCGAGACCGAUGAUGAGUUGAAGCAGAAGAUCAUCAGACAGGUGGAGUACUACUUUAGUGACGAGAAUUUGCCUACUGACAAGUUUCUUCUCAAUGCUAUGAAGAAGAACAAGAAAGGCUUUGUUCCGAUAUCAAGCAUUGCUACAUUCCAUAAAAUGAAGAAGCUCACUCGCGACCUUGAUUUGAUUGUAUCAGCUUUGAAGGAGUCGUCAUUUCUUGUUGUUAGUUCGGAUGGGAAGAAGGUGAAGCGUCUGAGUCCUCUUCCUGAGGCCAGGGAUCCAAAGGUUUUCACUGUUUUGGUAGAAAAUCUGCCGGAGGAUCAUUCAGACGAGAACAUUCGUGCCAUAUUUGGUAAAGCUGGAAGCAUUAAAAGUGUAUCCAUAUGUGAUCCAAAUGCUGCUGAAGAAUCAGAGAAGGGUUGUAAGAAAGACAAAUUCAUCCGAACCAGGUUACAUGCCUUUGUGGAAUAUGAAACAGUGGAGGCAGCUGAGAAAGCGGCAGCUACAUUGAAUAACGAGCAAGACUGGAGAAAUGGGUUGCGAGUUAAGCUUCUUGAACAAGCAGUAAAGUAUGCACAGAGAAGACCAGCUAGGAAGGAAGUAGAUCCAGAGAAGGACAAUGCAGGUCGAGUGCAUGAUCAAACUGGAGGUGAGGAGAACAAAAACUCAAAUGAACAUCAGCAUCACCGUCACCAUCACCAUCAUUCGGAUACUCCGGCCGAUAACGAUGGGGGUGAUAAAAAUGGAAACAAAGACAGAACUAGGGGACGGGGUAGGCGACAGAAUCAUCAAGGCAGCAACGUACAUGGAACCUCACCAUCAAGUUCAUCAUCGUUCCAUCAUAAUUAUAAUCAUCAUCAUCCGGUGGAGGUCUCAAAGCGUCCGCCCGGCCCGAAGAUGCCUGAUGGGACGAGAGGGUUCACAAUGGGACGUGGGAAACCGCUUUCUACUCCUCCUCCCACGUCUGCUCAAACUAGCCACGAAGUUUGAUGGAUUUCUCAUGUGUGUGGUUUCGUUUCGCUUAAAAUGUGAAACAUGUAUGUAUGUAUGUAGUUAUGAAUAGAGAUGUUGUGUGGGAUUUGGGUUUUCUUUUGGCAUCUGCAAGUACUCUGAAUCCUCGCUUGGGUGUUGUAGCUUUUGUGUCGUUGUGAAUGUUCUUUGAUGGAAAAUUUUCAUGUGCUCUUUUUU
This is a messenger RNA of Brassica rapa (field mustard), 1534 nucleotides long. Its product is annotated as la-related protein 6A. Gene Ontology annotation, biological process: RNA processing. NCBI's taxonomy places the organism in Eukaryota, Viridiplantae, Streptophyta, Magnoliopsida, Brassicales, Brassicaceae. Gene Ontology annotation, molecular function: mRNA binding. Gene Ontology annotation, cellular component: nucleus; ribonucleoprotein complex. The record is from RefSeq and is a predicted model, not a curated record.